Astyanax mexicanus (Mexican tetra) is the source of this 7725-nucleotide messenger RNA. RefSeq names its product paired box 2b (gene pax2b). Gene Ontology annotation, molecular function: DNA-binding transcription factor activity, RNA polymerase II-specific; RNA polymerase II cis-regulatory region sequence-specific DNA binding. The record is from RefSeq and is a predicted model, not a curated record. Gene Ontology annotation, biological process: regulation of transcription by RNA polymerase II; anatomical structure development. NCBI's taxonomy places the organism in Eukaryota, Metazoa, Chordata, Actinopteri, Characiformes, Acestrorhamphidae.
GCAGCUGCUCCUCUUUACGCUGGCGAAUCACACACUCACACACUCACGCACGCGCUGGAGUCUCCUGCCUUUUGUCCCACAGCUCAUCCAUAUAAGCAAAGCAAGGAGCUGCAGUUCCGUACACACACACACACACUAAUACACACCAACACACUAUUAUACACACACUUAUACACAUCACACACGCUGCAGGCCCGGGGCUGCACUUCGGCCAGCCCGCGCGCAACGCAUCUCCAAACCGGGAGCGGGAACGUCCUACACCUCCACCUGCACCUCCACCUGCACCCGCACCCGCUCACUCCUGACCCACGAGGAGGAUUUAGGACACACCGAUGGCGCGAGCGACCGGCAUUCUUUCCAUAUAAACUCCACAGUUUUGGUGUAGACGCUGACGACCACCAUGGUCGACACCUGAGCGCCAGCAGGCUCGAGCGCAGCGCUCCCGUUAUUAUUUUGUUUUUUGUUGGUAUUUGUUUUGUUGUUAUUUUUGUUUUUGUCGUUGUCAUUGUUUUUUCACACCCCUCCACGUGAUCUGAUCGCUGAUCGCGAACUUGCUGAAGUUGGCGCGCGGAGCUCGGAGCGUCACUUGACCCUCAUUUUCUUCUUAAUUCUGCUCGUAAAAACAGCGAGACGGCGGCUUCAGCUGAGUACCUGUCCCUGCUCUGCUGCCCCAUGGAUAUCCACUGCAAAGCAGACCCCUUCUCCGCCAUGCACAGGCACGGAGGAGUGAACCAGCUCGGUGGGGUGUUCGUGAACGGCAGACCCCUACCUGACGUGGUUCGCCAGAGGAUAGUAGAGCUGGCCCACCAAGGAGUCCGACCCUGCGAUAUCUCCCGGCAGCUGAGGGUCAGCCACGGCUGUGUGAGCAAGAUCCUGGGCAGGUACUAUGAGACGGGCAGUAUAAAGCCUGGAGUAAUCGGAGGCUCCAAGCCAAAGGUCGCUACGCCCAAAGUGGUGGAUAAGAUCGCGGACUAUAAGAGACAGAACCCCACCAUGUUCGCCUGGGAGAUCCGGGACCGGCUGCUGGCCGAGGGGAUCUGCGAUAACGAGACCGUCCCCAGCGUCUCCUCCAUCAACAGGAUUAUCCGGACCAAGGUUCAGCAGCCCGUAUCACCCUUCUCUGACGGAACAUCCCUCUCAACACCUGGACACACUAUAGUACCCAGCACAGCGUCCCCUCCGGUCUCCAGUGGAUCCAGUGACCCUGUGGGCUCCUAUUCCAUUAACGGCAUUCUGGGCAUCCCUCGUUCCAAUGGAGAAAAGAGGAAAAGAGAAGAUGAUGGGUCAGAAGGCUCAGGUCAGAACAGUGAUUCGCAGGGCAGUGUGGAGAGCCUGAGGAAACAUCUACGUGCUGACGCCUUCACCCAGCAGCAGCUGGAGGCCCUGGACCGAGUGUUCGAGCGGCCGGCCUACCCCGACGUCUUCUCCUCCUCAGAACACGUCAAACCCGAACAGGCUAGCGAGUACGCCCUCCCCGGACUGAACUCUGGCCUGGAUGAGGUCAAACCCAGCCUGUCGUCUAGUAGCUCGUCGGACCUGGGUCCCAGCGUGUCACAAAACUACCCUGUAGGCAGAGAUAUGGCCAACACAACCCUACCUGGCUAUCCACCUCAUGUGCCCCCUACAGGGCAGGGCAGCUACCCAACAUCAACCCUGGCUGGAAUGGUUCCUGGGAGCGAAUUUUCAGGGAAUCCCUACAGUCACCCACAAUACACCACAUACAACGAGGCAUGGCGCUUCAGCAACCCGGCAUUACUAAGUUCCCCUUAUUAUUAUAGUGCAUCCCGAGCCUCUGCCCCACCAGCUGCUGCCGCUGCCUACGACCGCCACUAGUUACCCCGGACACCAGACCCGGCACCACGCCCACAGCCUCGGACUUCGCAUUGUGCCAGUGUGAGCGGCGCAGCUGAUUGGACGCGGGCCACCUUCCGUACAUCACAUGAUGAAAGAGCGGGCCAACCAGGACGCCAGACGGCUAUCCCACAUUCAGCCAUUCAAAUCCAAGAGGCCAACUGUUACAGUGGGUGCACCCGUCUCAAAGACUCCACUAAUAAAUCUGAUCAGAAUUAAUCAUCAGAACAGGGGGCGAUAAGAAGGAGGCAGCGAUUUUAUUUUUAUUUAAUUGUUUUUUAUUAAAAAAACAAACAAACAUGGUUUGAUGGAUGGAUUUUGCUUUCUUUUUCUGAACUUCAGGUUUAUGUUUUUGUGGAUGAAAACAUUCCUUUUUAUAACCGUUCGGCAAAGGAAGUCCAUUAUUUUCUCUCUCUUUCUCUCCUUCUCUUUUCCUCUCAUUUUCUUUAUUCUCUUUCUAAGCAGUGCAAUUAAAGCAGCAUAAGUUAUCAGUAUCUCAAAUAAAAAUAAAUACACUACACUUAGAAAUGAAAUAAAGCUGCUGCAAAAGGUUCUUUGUGGACACUCCUUAUAAUGAGUGCAUUCAUUUAUAAUGCUUCGUUUUGUAUGUUUUUUUUUCAACCAUUGCUUACAUACACAAAUUCACACAAAUCCAUAGAGCUUGCUUAAUCCCUGUACAGAAGAACAGAUUAGGACCCUCUGAAGCACAUGGUUGUAAAGUCCUCCAGCAUUGAGCUGGAAUGAUGGUGCUCCAUCCAGUGCUUUUGGAUGGUAUGAGUUGGAAGUUGGGCAUGAGGUGGGGAGGCAUCCAACACUGAUCAUGUCAUCCAACUUUCUAUCCUCAUCAAUGCUUGCUAUUGUUGAGGAAUUCAAAUCCUCACAGCAAUAGUCCGAAAAUUUUAGUAGAAACAGGAAUGCAGCAAAUAUUCAGCAACCAAAAUAAUUAAGCCAAAAAAGCAAAAAAGUUUGGCCAAAAAAAGAGAAACUGAAUGAAUUAUACAGAAUGAUGACUUUUUCAGUAAUACAAUCGCUUUUCAGAGUUCAGCAAAUCAUUUUAAAUUGAGGAAAAGCAAGACAAAACACAUUCAUGAUGUUUAAUUCAUGCAAUAGUGAAAAAAACAUUGUAUUUAAUUUUGCUUGGUUCCAGUUAAUGCCAAAAAAAAUCAUAAUGAUGCAUCUCUAGUAGAAAGACUUCCUUGAUUUUAGAAGAAUCGUUAAAUAAAUAAGCAGGUGUCCCAAUACUUUUGCCCAUAUAUAUGUAUGUGUGAACGUGUAUUACUCAAAGAACCUUUUGUAGGAGCUUUUCUUGUCAUUUUAAAGUGUAGGUGUUCACCCAAUCAGCACACUACAUCUGAACCCACCCAGCAACUGAACCCCCCACAACCACCCCCCCCCCCCUCUCUCACUCAGCACACGAUCCAGUCCAUCAGUGCGACCAAUGGAAGGAUGAGUAAUUAGCAGCUAGCAUCUCCUCUGUGUGAAAAACAAUCAAAGGUAUAAAAUGUAAAACAAAAAAAAAGUGAGGAGAAAGACAUUUAUCCACUGGAGGAGAAAACCGACCCGCUGAACGCUCCGGUCCCCAGCUGACCAGGCUGUAGAAUGACUAAAUAUAUAUUCUUAAAUUAAGUUUUUUGAAUUUCUUUUUUUUUUAUAAUAUUGAAAGCUUAAUCUGAGAUGAAAUGCAGUAUGCAUGGUUUAUUUUUGUUAGUUCUACUGUAUGUGUUUGUUGGAACAAUACCAGGCAUUAUCAACUUUAUUAACACAAACCUUCUUUUUGCACUAAAGAUCAUUCAUUCAGACUUCAGGUACACUCUAUCCUGCUACCUUCACCAUUACAAACAAUAUCCCAAAUCAUAGUAUAUUUGGGUUAAGAUACAGAGCAAAUAAGGGUGUCAGAAAGAUUUACUAUGAUCUAGGUAACAAUGGCAUCUUUUCCACUGCAGGGCAGAACGUUUCUACAUUUCGGUGGCAUUUUUACAUGGUCAGAGGUCGACACGGAACAAUUAGAGCAGUUUUCAACAUGGUUAGUUAAUCAUGCUUGGAGCUAACCAUCUAUAGUGAGAGGGUAUAAUGGCGUAGGGAUCCACUGCUUGGCUUCAUACUUGCAUCACCUUGGAAGAUGGGCAUUAGAAGAUGUGAUAAUACUGUGGUAGCCAUGUUGGACAAGACCAGUAACUGAUGUAUAAACAAUGCAGUAACAGUGUUGGACAAGGCCUGUAUCUAUUGAUGUGCUAACACUUUGGUAGCCAUGUUGCACAAGGCCAGGAACUAAUGUAAAAACACUGCAGUAACAGUGUUGGACAUACUGAGGUACUAACACUGUGGUAGCGAUGUUGGACAUGGCAGUGACUACUGAGGUACUAACACAGUACUUGCAUCAUCUUGGGAGACGGGCAGUAGCAGAUGUACUAACACCGUGGUAGCGAUGUUGGACAAGGCCUUUAACCCAUGUGCUAACACUGUGGUAGUGAUGUUGGACAAGGUCAGUAACUGAUGUGCUAAGACUCUGGUUGCCAUGUUGGACAAGACUGAUGUGCUAAUGUCACAGGAGCAUUGUAGACCAAGGCUUGUAACAUAUGUGAUAACACUAUGGUAGUGAUGUUGGACAAGGUUGGUAACUGAUAUGCUAAUGAUACAGAGGCUUUAGUAACAUUUUAGCCCUGCAGUGAAAAAAGACCAUUCACCCUCCUGCUAUAUAUUUUACCGGAUUGCCAGUACAACACUUUUCACUUCAUUAUUGAUCCUCUGGCUGCUCUGAAACUGAAAUAUUAAAAUUCUUGUACACUAUUCCCUUUCUCUACUGAGGUUUUAUGUACUGUACUUUAAAUGGAGUGAUAAUGGGAGCUGUAUCACACACUACUGACCCAGUAUAGCACCCAACUCUCCUCAUGUGUUUACAGAUUUUUUUUUCUACUACUGACAUUUUUUCAGAAUAUCACUGAAACCACAAUUCAAGCGGAAGUUGUACUAAAUUAAAAAAUAACGGAAUAUGAUUGGCUUUAAGUUCAAAACACAGGGUCCCACUUAAUAUUAUAAGUAUGUGUAAUUACAUAUUAAUAACCCAGACAUCAACAGUGAUCUAUUCACCGUUAUAACUGGAUUACAGUAGAACAGCUUGGGUCUAUACAAAUGAAUUGACCUUAAUUAUAAAAACUAUUUAAAGGCAUAAUAAUGUAAUUACAUCCUUCUAAUAAUAAAUAAUAAAAUGUUAACAAAAAUAUUCAGACAUUUAUUCAAAUAUAUAAUUAUAUAAGCUGGACUACUGCAAUGCCUCUGUAACAGUGUAUGUCAUUAAUUACAACUAGUUUAUUACACGUUACACGUUUAUUAAAUUGCUUAUUAAAAUAAUAUGAAGUGGGAUCGAAUAGUCUUGUAAAGUCUGGCUGUUUAAAUAUAAUUCAAUCUGACCACAGAAAAAAGUCAUAUAUUGUUCUAUAUUCCAGGACAUAUGAGUGCAAUUCAUAACAAUGUUACAGAAAAUCAGUCAAGCACAAAUUACAAAAUGAAACAAAAGCAGUAAAAUACUUUUAUCACACUUGCCAAAGAUUUUUGUUUGCUAUUUUUAUUUACAGUCUGUUUACUUGUAUGGAAUUGAAAACAGUAUUAUGGUUAAAGCAUUUUUUAAGUAUGUACACCUAUGCAGAGUAAAAAAAGUAACAGUCAUAUGCAUACAAUACUACUGAAAGAUUUUUCGUUUGUUUGUUUGUUUGUUUGUUCGUUUUUCUUAUUUAUAUAUUUUUUGUUAUUUUGAAAUUGUGAAAGGUUGUUGCUUUAUUAAAUUGAUUGUGUGAAUUGACAUUUUCCCCAACUGUGUAAAUAUAUAUAUUCAUGUACAAAAUAACAACAGCAAUGAAAUUGGUCUCAUCUGUCAGUUUGGUUUGGUAAAUAACAUAUGGAGCAGAAAUACGAGAGCAAGACAACUGUCCUGUUGAAACGAGUCCCAAAACAUGGAUGAUUAUAAUUCGGCUUUGCUGGAUGAAGUACGUUUUUAAUCCGUUCGCAACAACAGCUCUUAUCUUCUGCCUGAAAACACUGCACACAAAUCCACCCUCCAGACCAGCCCAGUCUGAGAACAGCCCAGUCUGAGAACAGCCCAGUCUAUGAACAGCCCAGUCUGAGACCAGACAAGUCUGAGAACAGUCCAGUCUGAGACCAGACAAGUCUGAGAACAGUCCAGUCUGAGACCAGUCCAGUCUGAGAACAGUCCAGUCUGAGAACAGUCCAGUCUAAGACCAGUCCAGUCUGAGAACAGUACAGUCUGAGAACAGGCCAGUCUGAGACCAGACAAGUCUGAGAACAGUCCAGUCUGAGACCAGACAAGUCUGAGAACAGUCCAGUCUAAGACCAGUCCAGUCUGAGAACAGUCCAGUCUGAGAACAGUCCAGUCUAAGACCAGUCCAGUCUGAGAACAGUCCAGUCUGAGAACAGCCCAGUCUGAGACCAGACAAGUCUGAGAACAGUCCAGUCUGAGACCAGACAAGUCUGAGAACAGUCCAGUCUAAGACCAGUCCAGUCUGAGAACAGUCCAGUCUGAGAACAGUCCAGUCUGAGAACAGUCCAGUCUAAGACCAGUCCAGUCUGAGAACAGUCCAGUCUGAGAACAGCCCAGUCUGAGAACAGUCCAGUCUAAGACCAGUCCAGUCUGAGAACAGUCCAGUCUAAGACCAGUCCAGUCUGAGAACAGUCCAGUCUGAGAACAGUCCAGUCUAAGACCAGUCCAGUCUGAGAACAGUGCAGUCUGAGAACAGCCUGGUCUGAGAACAGCCGAGUCUGAGAACAGUCCAGUCUGAGACCAGUCCAGUCUGAGAACAGCCCAGUCUGAGAGCAGCCCAGUCUGAGAGCAGUCCAGUCUGAGACCAGUCCAGUCUGAGACCAGUCCAGUCUAAGACCAGUCUGAGACCUGCCCAGUCUGAGAACAAUCCAGUCUAAGAACAGUCCAGUCUGAGAACAGUCAAGUCUGAGAACAGCCCAGUCUGAGAGCAGUCCAGUCUAAGAACAGUCCAGUCUGAGACCAGCCCAGUCUGAGAACAGUCCAGUCUGAGAACAGUCCAGUCUGAGACCAGCCCAGUCUGAGAACAGUCCAGUCUGAGAACAGUCCAGUCUGAGAACAGUCCAGUCUAAGACCAGCCCAGUCUGAGAACAGCCCAGUCUGAGAGCAGUCCAGUCUAAGAACAGUCCAGUCUGAGACCAGCCCAGUCUGAGAACAGUCCAGUCUGAGAACAGUCCAGUCUGAGACCAGCCCAGUCUGAGAACAGUCCAGUCUGAGAACAGUCCAGUCUGAGAACAGUCCAGUCUAAGACCAGCCCAGUCUGAGAACAGCCCAGUCUGAGACCAGCCCAGUCUGAGACCAGUCCAGUCUGAGAACAGUCCAGUCUGAGAACAGUCCAGUCUGAGAACAGUCCAGUCUAAGACCAGUCCAGUCUGAGAACAGCCAGUCUGGGAAGCAAUGAUUAGUGAAGCACUGGUUCUUUUACAACAUACAGAUCCAGCUAGAAGAACACUGUUGUGGACGGACAGCUUCAUGCCGAUCCACCAAUGAAACCCACUAAGCCAUCACCGUAACCAUGGAGACUAACUCAUAUUUAAGGACAUUUCUAUUCCCUUUGAAAGAAACACAUCAAACAAACUGAAUCUGAAUCUGAUUCAGGAUCUGAUGACUCAACCUACCUUCAAUGUUCCUGAACGAAUCCUACAGUUAUAAUUUUGUCAAUAACUUAUUAAUUAUUAAAGGCUAAACUGACCUUAAAGACUGAUAGCUGAGGUGUGUCUGAAUUGUGAAGAGACAAAAAAAAACUUAUGACUUCAAUCAUUGUUUAACUAUGAGUCUGAAUUUUUGUGCACAUGAGAAAUAAAUUUUAUAUGUCAAACCAGAAA